AUGUCACAGCCAUGGGACUAUAUUGCUAAACUUGUGUGCAUUGGUGAUUCUGGGACUGGAAAGUCCAGCUUGACCAUUCGACUUUGCGAAGGACGAUUCUCUUCCACUCAUGAUGUGACUAUUGGCGUGGAAUUCGGAUCGCGAAUCGUCCCCGUGGGACCUCCAGCCUCCAAAAGCCUAGGAAUAGACUCCGACAUCCGCACCCAUGAUCGCGGCACGUCUACCCUAGCAAUAUCGCCAUCACCAUCAAUGAAUGCCUCAAAGGAUCAGCCUGCGUCUGGUCUUCCUAGCCCUCCCCGGAAGCCACAGGAACCUACAGUUCAGAAGAAAAUGAAGCUAUCACUCUGGGACACGGCUGGGCAAGAAACUUACAAGUCUAUUACCCGCUCCUAUUUCCGCGGUGCUUCCGGCGCCCUUCUGGUAUAUGAUAUCACACGACCUUCCACAUUCGCUUCAUGUAUCCAAUGGCUCCAAGACCUACGUCAAAUUGCAGAGGAGGGUAUUGUUGUUAUUCUCGUUGGCAACAAAAGUGAUUUGGUCGGAGAUGGUCCUGACACCAAUCGGGAACGGGUGCCCAAGCAUGAGGCAGAAGAAUGGUGCCGCUUAAAUAAUGUUGUGCAUUACGUGGAGACGAGUGCGAAGUCUGGUGAGGGUGUUGAGCGUGCGUUCCUCGAAGUCGCCGAGAGGAUAUAUCGCAAUAUUGAAUCAGGUAAGUACGACUUGAACGAUCGUCGAAGUGGAGUGAAAGGGUUUGGUGCCACAGGAGGUUCAAAUUCAGGUGUACCCCAAACUGUUACCCUGGGCCUGAAUGAUGCCAUGCGCAGAAGCGGAAAUAACUGGACAGGAGGUUGUUGUUGA
This is a messenger RNA of Aspergillus ruber CBS 135680, 858 nucleotides long. Its product is annotated as Rab family GTPase. Lineage: Eukaryota; Fungi; Ascomycota; Eurotiomycetes; Eurotiales; Aspergillaceae. The transcript is spliced from 2 exons. Gene Ontology annotation, molecular function: GTP binding; GTPase activity. Bases 1 to 858 code for a protein of 285 amino acids. The record is from RefSeq and is a predicted model, not a curated record. Gene Ontology annotation, biological process: regulation of endocytosis. Gene Ontology annotation, cellular component: endosome.